GUUUCAUCUUGUCAGAGAAAAAAGAAAGAAAAGAAAAAAAAAGAAAUAGAGAAUUCUAGCUCUAGUUCUUCUCUCUAGUCAAAGAAGCAAUUGUGUGCUAAGCUGCAAUCUGAAAAAUGGGAGUGCAAGAAACAGACCCUCUUGCCCAGCUAAGCUUGCCACCGGGUUUUCGGUUUCACCCGACUGAUGAAGAGCUAUUAGUGCAAUAUUUAUGCAGGAAAGUUGCUGGUCACCAUUUCUCGCUGCAGAUCAUUGGUGAAAUUGAUUUAUACAAGUUUGAUCCAUGGGUCUUACCAAGCAAGGCGAUAUUUGGUGAAAAAGAAUGGUACUUCUUUAGUCCUAGAGACCGUAAGUACCCAAAUGGAUCCCGACCCAAUAGGGUUGCCGGGUCUGGGUAUUGGAAGGCCACUGGUACUGAUAAAAUUAUCACGACAGACGGACGUAAAGUAGGCAUCAAGAAAGCUCUCGUCUUUUACAUUGGCAAGGCCCCAAAAGGAACCAAAACUAAUUGGAUCAUGCAUGAAUACCGCCUUAUUGAAUCCUCUCGCAAACAUGGAAGCACGAAGUUGGACGAGUGGGUAUUGUGUCGGAUUUAUAAGAAGAAAUCAAUUGCUGCACAGAAAUCCAUGUCAGGUGUUUCAAGCAAGGAACCUAGUACUAGUAGUCCAUCUUCAUCAUUCUCUUCCCAUUUCGAUGAUGAUGUCCUUGACACGUUGCCGGAGAUUGACGACCGCUUCCUUGACUUGCCUCGAACCAGCUCACUCAAACCAAGGCAACAUGAAGAGAAAAUCAACUUGGCCACUCUGGGCUCAGGGAAUUUUGAUUGGGCGACUCUUGCUGGGUUCAACUCGGUGCCUCAACUCGUUCAAACACGGCCUGGUGUGAGUUACUCGAACAGUAAUGUUCAUGAUGUGUAUGUUCCUUCAAUGUCCCAACUAUGCCACAUGAAUUCAUCCACGGAGAGGAUGGAAAACUUGGUUGAAGAGGAGGUUCAAAGUGGAGUUAGAACUCGGCUAGAUAGUGUUGGUAACCCAGUGUUUUUCCAACAAAACUCGAGCGUGAGGCCACAGAGCUUCUCUAACUCAUUUGACCCGUAUGGGUCAAGGCACUCGAUCCAACCGGGUAGUGGGUUCGGGUUUAGUCAGUAAGAAAAUGUUAGGGAAGGAUUAGGAGUACAUUUCUGUAAAGAAACGUACAAAGGGAUGCAUUUAUGUAAAUAUUUGGAUUCUUUGGGGGCUACUUUUGAGUUUAGAUUCCAAAAGACAGAAGAAGCUAGGGCGCUGCUUUGUUCAAAAGGCAAGGGAAAAUUGCCUUCCCUUUUGGGCUGCUAGAGGAUUAGACGCCAUGUACACGAAAAAACUUAAUAGUAUUUUGCAGCACAAUUUUCUUUGAACAAUGAAUUACAAACAUUGCGAUA
This is a messenger RNA of Populus euphratica (Euphrates poplar), 1417 nucleotides long. RefSeq names its product NAC domain-containing protein 72-like. Gene Ontology annotation, biological process: regulation of DNA-templated transcription. Bases 117 to 1148 code for a protein of 343 amino acids. NCBI's taxonomy places the organism in Eukaryota, Viridiplantae, Streptophyta, Magnoliopsida, Malpighiales, Salicaceae. The record is from RefSeq and is a predicted model, not a curated record. Gene Ontology annotation, molecular function: DNA binding. The transcript has 3 exons.